AAGCGUGUGUCAGAGUGGGUGUACGAAAGAGAGAGAGCGAGAGGGAAAGAAGGAGGGGGAAGACAGAGAAAGAGAGAGAGAGAGGGAGAGAGAGAGAGAGAGAGAGAGAGAAUGAGGGAGCUCCAGGCACUCUGAGUGGACUCCGGCUCCAGCAUUGCUGCUGCGGUCUUUCUGGCUUCCUCUGAGGAAUACAGUCCAGCUUUCUGCUUUGGCCACCUCUCCAUCCUUUCAUACCUGGACGCAGGGAUGCACAUAAAUGCACCAGAUGAAAGGAGGGGAAAAGAAUAGCAGGGCAGAGCCAGGGAAGAACUUGGCACUUGAUUCCGUGACUGGGACAUCUGGAUGUGCGUUUUUUUGCAGAGGCAGAAAGAAAGGCAAAGUGGAAGGAUAAAGAAGAGGCAGGAAUAAAAGGCUAGGGGUUAAGGGAAGGUUAAGACAGCCAAUAGGUUUAAAAGCAGAAAAAGGAAAGAAGGAAAGAAAGAAAGUGCGAGGCAAAAGUGGUUCAUCAUCACCAGCUGCAGAAAUAAAAAUAAGCACAGGAGACAGGUGGAGAGCAGCAAGGAAAGAAAGAGCAGGAGGAAAAGAAGACGAGAAGACGGUCCACAUGGCCAAGGGACAGCAGAGCCUGUAGACUAGAAUUUUUUGCCUGCUGCAUUCAAGUCUGCUUGGCUCGGAUGCUUCCAUUCAUCUGUCCACUCAUCUGUCCAUCUGUCCAUUCACGCUGCCUGUUAACUUUGGUUGGUAUGAGAAAAUCAUCACAAAGCUUUUGGUCUCAGUGCAUGUGUGAUUUUGUCCUGCCAAAAGCUGGGGUAUAGAUGCAUGGAUGCCUGCAUGUCUAUAUGAGAAAGGCUUAGCAGACAGCAUGCACUUUAACUAACUUGCAGGCUUUCUGGGUUUUCCUUUUGGGUAAUCUGCUUGCAUACCUGUCUCCCAGCUCCCAUUGCGAGGCUCCUUUCAGUCUGCAGCCAAAGUGACAACUGACUGACAAGAUUUACGACCGUUGGAGUGCUUGAGCUGGUGCCGAAUUGAAGCCUUAGUGCCAAUUUGGAGUACUAAGGAUUAGAAAGUGAAGGUGAGAAAUGGAUUAGAGAUCACCUGAGAUUUAAGAGGUGUGGUUGGACCUCAGCUGGACCUGCCUGGUGCUGAAGCUUGUGAUAUGAUUUUGAACUUACCUUCAAUGCGAGGAGCUUUGGCCUGCUGAAGUUCGUUGAAUCAUGUAAACUUUUUUGUCCAAAAGACAGACAUUAUCUUGGCCAACUGAGGACAAAGGGAUUGUUUUGCCAUAUAUUUUCUUUUUUGCGUUAACACUUCUUUCCUUUAAUGUAUGGAGCUUUGGUGUGUUUGGCUCUAGGACCAUUUUAAAACCUUCUGAAGUUCUUUAAAUUAUGUAAACUCAUUUUGUCAUAAAGACACAAGCAAUCAUGGCCCACUAAGGACAAAGGGAUUGUUUUUCAUCACGUCUUUCUUGUGCGUCCAAAUUUUUUCUCUUAAAUUGGUGCCAAAACUUUGCAGAAGUGGGGAUCAUUUGGCCCCUGGGGGCCCCGGUGCCCGCACCGGCCCCCAACCCCAAGAUGCGGCGCUCGAGUACAGAUGAGACUCCGUACCGGCGCAGUCCAUCUCUGGACAGCAAGAGCUGCGCCGCUGCAGGAUGGCUGAGGGCUGCAUGAGGGCCCUGCGCUACUCCAUGGUCUUCUUCAACCUGCUCUUCUGGCUGGGGGGAUGUGGAAUUCUUGGAGUGGGGGUCUGGCUGUCGGUCACCCAGGGCAACUUUGCCACUCUCUCGUCCUCCUUACCUUCUCUCUCUGCUGCCAAUCUCCUCAUUGCUGUGGGAACCAUCAUCAUGGUGAUCGGUUGUCUCGGCUGUGUUGGAGCAGUCAAGGAGAGCCGUCCCCUGCUUCUGAGUUUUUUCAUUCUGCUCCUCCUGAUUUUCCUGCUGGAGAUUCUGUUCAUCAUUCUCUUCUUUGCUUAUCAAGAUCAGAUUGACCAGUAUGCGCAAAGUGAUCUGAAAAAAGGCCUGCAGCUUUUUGGCACUGAGGGAAACAUAGGCCUGACCAAUGCCUGGAGCAUCGUCCAGACCGAUUUCCGCUGCUGUGGAGUGACUAAUCACACAGACUGGUUUGAGGUCUAUAAUGCCACUCGUGUGCCUGACUCCUGCUGUUUGGAAUAUAGUGAUAACUGUGGUCUGGAAAAUCCUGGCACAUGGUGGACAGCACCAUGCUAUGAGCGAGUGAAAGGCUGGCUACAGGAGAACCUGGUGGCUCUGUGGAUUUUUGCUCUGUGUGCAGCUCUAACUCAGAUUUUAGGGCUGGUGUUCUCCAUGACUAUGUUCUGUCAGACAGUGAAAGUGGACACGUUCUACGCCUAGAGAAGAUAAGGAAGAGGGGAAAAAAAAGAACCGAAUUAUACCAUCUUGAUAUCACAGACAGCGGAAGACUGGAGAUGUCCUUUCCCUCUCUGCUUGUGCUCUCUUCCUCUAUCACCCUUUUUUAAAUCUUUCGCUGUGGCGGUCAUCCCUCCAGCCUUGCUUCUUGCAACAUUUUUUUUUUUCCUGUGAUGCCUUUAGCAAACAUGAUGUUAGUCAAAUCAUCUUGAAAAAAAUUGAAAUGAUAGAGUAACAAGAGAACUGAUCUUUUUACAACUGUUAGAUAGCCUGGACUUUCUUAUUCAUGUGAAAAAACAAAAACAUCUACUGUUAUUCACUGAGACUUCUUUUGGACCUGCAAAUCCACUGAGCCAAAAACCUGAAGAGUCUGUCGUCGCUCGUCUCCGUAGGCCCGGGGAAGAUGCCUGAGAAGGGACACCGGUAAUCUGUUCUUUCAAAUGCAUAUUAUUUUUGUUUAAAACGUAGAUAUUUAUUACGCCAACUUAUACUGAUACAUAAUGACUUUAUAUCGCUUGCUGAACAUAGAGCAGGACUGUAAGGGAUGCACAGUGUUCAACAGUGACCCCUGUUGCCAGAGAGAACGCUUACAUUACUAUUGCAGACAAUGAGUGUACAAAAACAUAAUGUAUGUUUCCUACAUAUAAACAAGCACAGUGCAGGGACAGAAAGGGACAUCCUUUGUGACGUUAAUGGACACAAGUGUAAAAAGCACAAUACCACAAAUGAAUGCUGAACACAUUCCAGCACUGCGGGAGUGUUUUUGAAAAAGAGCAGAAAUACAGUCUCUGUAACGAUGGCUUCAAGUUACUGGACUCCAGGGUUUUAUGAUGAAGAGAGGAGGUGUGAAAUGAUCAAAUGUGAGAAUAAAACAAGCAUGGGGGUGAGACAGAGGGAUGAGUAAAACCAGGCUAUAGAAAGACCUGCUGCAGAGUGGGAGAAAGAUAGAAAAGAGGACAAUGAGAAUCUCCCUUUAUGUUUGUCCUUUUUGUUACUAAUUUAACAAAUGUGUGUAUAUAUAUCUGUACAUGUUCCAGACACCAGACUUAAACAUAAAACAUAAAUAAAGCUUUUACAGGUAA
Messenger RNA from Pygocentrus nattereri (red-bellied piranha), 3462 nucleotides. It is a transcript of the gene tspan4a, whose product is annotated as tetraspanin 4a. Gene Ontology annotation, cellular component: membrane. The record is from RefSeq and is a predicted model, not a curated record. The transcript is spliced from 8 exons. NCBI's taxonomy places the organism in Eukaryota, Metazoa, Chordata, Actinopteri, Characiformes, Serrasalmidae. Bases 1649 to 2365 code for a protein of 238 amino acids.